AUGGCUACAAGACUAUCGAGUGACAUGACAAAAUUUAAAGAAACUUUAAAAUCUUCCAAGGAAAUUGUUAUUCUUUCCGGAGCCGGUAUCAGUGCAGAAUCUGGCAUACCUACAUUUAGAGGUGCAGGUGGAUAUUGGAGAAAAUAUCAAGCUUCGUCUUUGGCAACUCCGGAAGCGUUUAGAAACAAUCCAAGUUUGGUUUGGGAAUUUUAUCAUUACAAGCGAGAAGUGGCUGCCAAAGCACAGCCUAAUCCGGGUCACAAAGCUAUUGCCGAUUACGAGUCAAAAUAUGGGUCCACCAAGAAAAUAACUGUGAUUACACAAAAUGUAGAUGGACUGCAUGCAAGAGCAGGCACUAAAAAUUUGGUAGAGUUACAUGGAAACUUAUAUAAAACUCGUUGUACCAAAUGUAAAGAAGUCCUUGUAAAUAAUGACAGCCCAAUAUGUGAGGCAUUAGCAGAUAGAGGAGCUCCAGAUGCCAAUAUAAUUGGUUCAAACAUACCGGUGAGGUCUUUGCCUCACUGUAAGAAGCCUAGCUGUGGGGGAUUACUGAGACCUCACAUUGUUUGGUUCGGUGAAAGCUUGGAAUCUGCUGUUUUAGAAAAAGCAGAAUCUGCAAUGGCAACAUGCGAUGUAUGCCUUGUCGUUGGCACCUCAUCAGUAGUGUACCCAGCGGCCAUGUUCGCGCCACAAGCUGCCGCCAGAGGCGCCACAGUCGCGGAGUUUAAUAUCGAGCCUACACCCGCUACUCCAGACUUUCACUACUACUUUGAAGGUCCUUGUGGGACAACAUUGCCAGAAGCUUUGUCUCAUUAG
Molecule: messenger RNA, 816 nt
Organism: Parnassius apollo (apollo)
Lineage: Eukaryota; Metazoa; Arthropoda; Insecta; Lepidoptera; Papilionidae
Source: the annotation of a GenBank genome assembly